GGGUCAGCACUUUUCAAACUACUGAAAAGAAUCCAGAAAGCAAAGGUGCUCCAGUUCAGCCAUGUACCUUAGAAAAAACAGAGAUGUUUGUGGAAUUAGAUGAAGACCUUUAUCGAGAUGAAGAGGAAAUUGAAAAAGAAAAGACAAAGAAAGGAGUCCCUGUGUGUGAAAAAGGUACUAGAGGUGACCCUAAACUAGGAGUGGGGCCAGAAGUUGACAUCAUAGAGUAUUGCAAAAGGGAAUGGAGAGGCAAAACUCCUGUUGCAAAGCAAAUGAGGGAGGGUUAUGAAGAAGUGGCUCACAAUUUUGGUUCUAUAAGACAAGUUAGAGGAGAUAACUACUGUGCCUUAAGAGCUACAUUAUUUCAGUGUCUUAGUCAAACUACAGAGCUUCCACACUGGCUGGACAAUGCCGAUUUAAUUCAGUUGCCUGAAAAACUUAAUAAGACAUAUGAUUGGAUUAAACAGUGGCGGUUUUGGAAUUCCUCUGGAAGCAAAACACCUUGGUUACGGAUAAAGGAAUGCUUGGAAGUGCUUAAAAAAAAGUGGGCUGAAAUGAGCAAAAUGAAGAUACCUGAUAAUAAACAAGAGGCUUGUGAUGAGAUCUUUCAAACAGAAGAUGAGUACUGUUUGUAUGAGGCUGUGAAGUUUUUGAUGCUGAGAACUGCUGUUGACUUAUACAAUGCCAAUGAGAAUGGCUUGGAAGUGCCUGUGUUCUCUUGGUUGCUAUUUGCUAGAAACACAUCUAAUAAUCCUUGCGAGUUUAUGAAGAAUCACUUGAAUCAAGUGGGACACUCUGGAGGACUUGAACAGGUUGAAAUGUUUCUUCUCGGAUAUGCAUUGCAGCACACAAUAAAAGUAUAUAGACUGUAUAAAUAUGGAACAGAUGAAUUUAUUACACAAUAUCCUGAUGACCAGGCAGACUGGCCUGUGGUAACUCUAAUAACGGAAGAUGACCGCCAUUAUAAUGUUCCAGUUAGAGUGUGUGAAGAAACAAGUUUAUAGAUUUUGUCCUAUUAUGUAAAAGAUUGCCACUGCUACUGUUUUAAGACUGUGCUGUUACAAGAAUCUGGUUUAUUUGGGAAUCUUCAGAGGUCCUCCUUAGAAGAAGAACAUCAGUGUUAAGUUGGAUCAGUAAAGACUGGACAAUAGGUUUAUGGGUGGAGGGAGUUCUCAUAAAUUACUUUAUAUAGAGGGAUUUGUUACUUUGGAAAUGAAUUCACAGGACGAUUAAGAAGACUUUUAUGGAUGCUGUAUACAUACUUCAUGGCAGUUUUGGGUUUAUUAUUUGUAUUUCUGACAUGAUUCCUACAGAUGCCUUUGCAAAGUAAACAUUUUUGAUUUU
Molecule: messenger RNA, 1344 nt
Organism: Nanorana parkeri
Lineage: Eukaryota; Metazoa; Chordata; Amphibia; Anura; Dicroglossidae
Gene: OTULIN
Product: OTU deubiquitinase with linear linkage specificity
Exons: 7
Coding region: 84-1004 (306 amino acids)
Biological process (GO): protein linear deubiquitination
Molecular function (GO): cysteine-type deubiquitinase activity
Source: RefSeq, a predicted model, not a curated record